Messenger RNA from Pipra filicauda (Wire-tailed manakin), 2702 nucleotides. RefSeq lists its product as uncharacterized. Gene Ontology annotation, biological process: regulation of transcription by RNA polymerase II. The record is from RefSeq and is a predicted model, not a curated record. Gene Ontology annotation, molecular function: RNA polymerase II cis-regulatory region sequence-specific DNA binding; DNA-binding transcription factor activity, RNA polymerase II-specific. Bases 1 to 2106 code for a protein of 701 amino acids. NCBI's taxonomy places the organism in Eukaryota, Metazoa, Chordata, Aves, Passeriformes, Pipridae. The transcript is spliced from 8 exons.
AUGGACGGGACGGGCGCGGACGGAGAAAACAAGGAGCGGGCGGCCGGAAAACUGAGUAAGGGUGAUGAGUGCCAGGAUGAGGAGGGCAACGUGUUGCAGUGUAAGGAGCACUUUGUGGUGGAUCAUGAGCACCCAGGUCAGUCAGGGUCCCCUGAACACUGUGAGAGUCAUUACCUUGGUGGGACUGAAAAGGAGGCAAAGGAGAAAAAAAGUACCAACAGAAGUGGAAUGUCCGCCGAGAAAGCACCAAGUGGAAUCCCUGGAGCUCCCUGCAGGCAGGAUGAGGGUGGCCCAGCUACUUGCCAGUCAUCCAAAUGUGCUGAAGCCCAGCAGUCCUACAAGGUGUCUUCAGUCUUGGAAUCCAGAAGUAGCCACGAUGCAACCAAGGAGGAGGGAAAAGAGGAAGAGGAGAAAAAAGCCUUACUUGAGAAUCCAGACAUCCUACCACCGGUCAGGAAGAAGUCCCGCACCUCCUACAAUGCAGAGCAGCUAGAAGAGUUGGAGAAGGUGUUCCAGGAAGACCCCUAUCCCGACACUGAGAAGAAGAUGGAGCUUGCAGCUGCGUUUGGUGUGAUGCCAAAGCGAAUCCUGAUCUGGUUUCAGAAUCGCAGGGCAAAGUGGCGGAAAUCGGAGAAGCUGAAUGCGAAAGGCCACAGAAAACAUCCAACAUCGUCACCUCUGUCACAUGAUUAUGGGUGGGGGACCUACUCUGUUUUCUCAUCUUUCCACAACAGGGCACCUCCUCUGCCUGUGCCUCCGUUGCCUGAUGUUGCUCGUGACCAAUCUGCCGUGCUGGGAGGAAACGCUGCAGCUGGGAACUGCUCCAGCCUGCUCAGAGCACAGCUUGCACCACUCUCCUCUGCCUCAGCCUCCUCCGUGGCAGGAACAGUGGCAUCUUGUGAAGAAGUUCAGGCAAAGAUGUCGCUACAGCUCGGCUUCAACUGCAGCAGAGUGGACAGCUUCAACUCCAGCAGAGUGGACAGCUUCAACUCCAACAGAGUGGACAGCUUCAACUCCAACAGAGUGGACAGCUUCAACUCCAACAGAGUGGACAGCUUCAACUCCAACAGAGUGGACAGCUUCAACUCCAGCAGAGUGGACAGCUUCAACUCCAGCAGAGUGGACAGCUUCAACUCCAGCAGAGUGGACAGCUUCAACUCCAGCAGAGUGGACAGCUUCAACUCCAGCAGAGUGGACAGCUUCAACUCCAGCAGAGUGGACAGCUUCAACUCCAGCAGAGUGGACAGCUUCAACUCCAGCAGAGUGGACAGCUUCAACUCCAGCAGAGUGGACAGCUUCAACUCCAGCAGAGUGGAGUGCUUCCCGAGCCUUCCCGGCCCUCCUCCCGUCCGCAGGGCCACCAACCUGUCCUUCAACCCCCACAGCCCUGCUGUUUCCAUGGCGCUGGACACUCCCAACAGUGAAUGCUGGUUGUCCAGUCAGGAAAAUGGCUCCAGGGAGGCCUUCACUUACAACAUCCAGAAUCAAGGCUUUAGUCCACCACCCUCCUGCCAUUACCCUGAGCAGCUGGAGACUGCAGGGAACCUGGAGACCACGUACUGCCAGUCCAGCAGCCAGGGGGGAAUUUACCAGCUGUCCCAAUAUUCCCAGCAGCACCAGCUCUCCCAGUUCUGCCAACUGCCAGAUGACUUGGCCACCAGUUUGCUCUCCAGUGACCAACUCCCUCCUCCAACACCCCCUGAGUCCCAUUCAGCUUUCCUGGCCUUACCUGGUAACACUGGAGCAGUAACCUAUGGAGCCACACAAGGCUAUGGACAAAACCACAUGGAGGGACAGCUUGUGCCGCAGCAGUCAAGUGGAAUCUCAGACACCACUGCCUAUCAGGCUGUCCCUUGGAGUGAUUUCUACAUGCAGGAAGCUCAGUUCUCAAAUCAGCUGCACUCCCAAAUGCCAUUUUUUAGCACAGCAGAAGGACAGAACUUCACAGAGCCAUCUCUUCUUCAAGUGCCCAAUGGAACAGCACUGGGAUCCAUGUCACAGGCUGGAAAGCAAAAGGGAGUCACACCAGAUCAGAGUUCAAACCAGAGCCACCAAACAGAGCCAGAGUUGGCAUGGCCAUGGCUCGCUGAAAGAGAGAUGAUGUAGAGUGUUGUAACAAGAAAGGAGACACCACUGUUGGUAACUGAAAGGCCAGCUGAUUUUUUUUUUGGGGGGGGGGAAAGGAAAGAAUUCCAAGACAGCAGUAGCUCCUAUGAAUGCAGGAUCAAAACUGUAGCAUGAAUGGGAAUGGAACUUCCUUUUUUCUGGUCUGCCAUCCGAGGCUGGUCUCGUUAUCCUGUACCUGGUUCUUAGAUUCAUCUGUUCAUAGAAAGGGGGACUUAGAAGUCAGUAAAAUAGAUGCCAAAGUUCUGUCUUCUCUCAGACAACAUCUGUUGUGAGCUGAAUGGCUGCACAGGACUGAUAAUUUCUAAGAUUUCCAGAGGUAUAAACACCUCUCUUCAAGGCAGAACUUCUUCAGCACGAGAGGGGAAAAGGGAAGAGAAGAGAGAGCUUUCUGUCUGGAUUUCCAUUUCCAGGCUUUUUCUUUUUUGGAAACAAGAUUAUCCUACUUUCAAAUGGUUGAAAGGUGUCAUAUGCCUUAAAUAUUCUUUGGAUGUGUAUGGGGGUAUAUGUGUGUCUAAUUUUGAAAUAUGAGACAUUUGAAAAAUCCAAAGUAUUUUGUUCUAUAGUUUUCCAUUGUC